CUCUGGCGCCUGCGCCUGCGCUCUGUGCUGGGGGAGCCCGGUGAUGUCCGGUGAAAUCCAAGAUGGUGGCGCUGGGUUGAAUUCGCUGCCGCAGGUGACGGAAGCGCCACCGCCACCCGCCUGACGUCCCUCGGGAGACGCUGCGCCUCUCCUUGCCGUCGCGGCCAUGUCUGGGCCUGGCAACAAACGCGCCGCCGGCGACGGGGGCUCGGGCCCCCCGGAGAAGUUGAGCCGCGAGGAGAAGACCACAACCACUCUCAUCGAGCCCAUUCGUCUGGGGGGCAUCUCUUCCACGGAGGAGAUGGACCUGAAGGUUUUGCAGUUCAAGAACAAGAAACUAGCAGAGCGGUUGGAGCAACGACAGGCUUGCGAAGAUGAACUCCGAGAACGAAUUGAGAAGCUGGAAAAGCGGCAGGCCACUGAUGAUGCCACACUGCUCAUUGUCAAUCGCUACUGGGCCCAGCUGGAUGAAACUGUGGAAGCCCUUCUCCGACACCAUGAGAACCAGGGGGAGCUGUCUUCAGGGACAGAGGUGCCUGGGACCCAGGAGGGGCCGACAUGUGACGAGACUCCUCUCACAGAUCCAGGGACAUCGGAACUAAGGGAGACACUGCCAGUGCAGCUGCGGCCCCCACUCAGUGAGCCAGCCUUGGCUUUUGUGGUGGCCUUGGGCGCCAGCAGCAGCGAGGAGGUGGAGCUGCAGCUGCAGGACCGCAUGGAGUUCUCCAAGGCAGCCGUGUCCCAUGUCGUGGAGGCCUCAGACCGCCUGCAGCGCCGGGUGGAGGAGCUGUGUCAGCGAGUGUACAGCCGAGGGGACACUGAGCCCCCCGGUGAGGCGGCUCAGGCACAUACCCGAGAGUUGGGCCGUGAGAACCGGCGACUACAGGACUUGGCCACCCAGCUACAGGAGAAGCACCACCGAAUCUCACUGGAGUACUCUGAGCUCCAGGAUAAAGUGACAUCCGCAGAGACCAAGGUGCUGGAGAUGGAGACGACAGUUGAGGACCUGCAGUGGGACAUUGAGAAGCUGCGCAAGCGUGAGCAGAAGCUCAAUAAGCACGUGGCAGAGGCCUUGGAGCAGCUCAACUCUGGCUACUACGUGUCCGGGAGCUCGUCGGGCUUCCAGGGGGGCCAAAUCACACUCAGCAUGCAGAAGUUUGAGAUGCUGAAUGCAGAGUUGGAGGAAAACCAGGAAUUGGCCAAUAGCCGCAUGGCAGAGUUGGAGAAGCUACAGGCUGAACUUCAGGGGGCUGUGCGGACCAAUGAACGCCUCAAGGUGGCCCUGCGGAGCCUUCCCGAGGAGGUAGUACGGGAGACAGGGGAGUACCGGAUGCUGCAGGCCCAGUUCUCCCUGCUGUACAACGAGUCGCUGCAAGUGAAGACUCAGCUGGAUGAGGCCCGCGGACUACUGCUGGCCACCAAGAACUCCCACCUGCGACACAUCGAGCACAUGGAGAGCGAUGAGCUGGGGCUGCAGAAGAAGCUGCGCACAGAGGUCAUCCAGCUGGAGGACACGCUGGCCCAGGUGCGCAAAGAGUACGAGAUGCUGCGCAUCGAGUUUGAGCAGAACCUGGCAGCCAACGAGCAGGCGGGGCCCAUCAACCGGGAGAUGCGCCAUCUGAUCAGCAGCCUCCAGAACCACAACCACCAGCUGAAAGGGGAUGCCCAGCGGUACAAGCGGAAGCUGCGGGAAGUGCAGGCUGAGAUCGGCAAGCUCCGGGCCCAAGCCAGUGGCACUACCCACUCCAUCCCCAGCCUGGGCCAUCCGGAGGACUCUGGCCUUAGUGCUCCAGUCCCAGGGAAAGAAGAGGGUGGGCCAGGUCCUGUCAGUGUCCCUGAUGGCAGAAAGGAGAUGGCGUCAGCGCCUGGUGCCACCGUGACUACCUCGUCCGUGAAGAAGGAGGAACCGGUGCCCUCUGAGGAAGAAGCCCAGGCCCUCACUCCUGGGGCCCAGGGCCCUUCCUCCCGAGGCCGAGAACCCGAGGCCAGACCCAAGAGGGAGCUUCGGGAACGGGAGGGGCCUGGCCUGGGAUCCCCAUCUGUAGCCUCAGCGCUCUCAAGAGCUGAUCGGGAGAAGGCCAAGGUCGAUGAGGUCAAGAGGAAGGAGUCAGAGCUCCUGAAAGGCCUCCGAGUCGAGCUCAAGAAGGCCCAGGAAAGUCAGAAGGAGAUGAAGCUGCUGCUGGACAUGUACAAGUCAGCACCCAAGGAGCAGCGGGACAAGGUGCAGCUCAUGGCGGCUGAGCGCAAGGCUAAGGCCGAGGUCGAUGAGCUGCGGAGUCGCAUCCGGGAGCUGGAGGAGCGGGACCGGCGGGAGAGCAAGAAGAUAGCUGAUGAGGACGCCCUGCGACGCAUCCGGCAGGCGGAGGAGCAGAUCGAACACCUGCAGCGCAAGCUGGGCGCCACCAAGCAGGAGGAGGAGGCUCUGCUGUCAGAGAUGGACGUGACGGGUCAGGCUUUUGAGGACAUGCAGGAGCAGAAUGGGCGGCUGCUGCAGCAGCUGCGGGAGAAGGACGAUGCCAACUUCAAGCUGAUGUCCGAGCGGAUCAAGGCCAACCAGAUUCACAAGCUGCUGCGCGAGGAGAAGGACGAGCUGGGCGAGCAGGUUCUUGGCCUCAAGUCGCAGGUGGAUGCCCAGCUGCUGACUGUGCAGAAACUGGAGGAGAAGGAGCGGGCCCUGCAGGGCAGCCUCGGGGGUGUGGAGAAGGAGCUGACCCUGCGCAGCCAGGCGCUGGAGCUCAAUAAGAGGAAGGCUGUGGAAGCGGCCCAGCUGGCCGAAGACCUGAAGGUCCAGCUGGAUCACGUGCAGACGCGGUUACGCGAAAUCCAGCCCUGCCUGGCAGAGAGCCGGGCUGCGCGAGAGAAGGAGAGCUUCAAUCUCAAGCGGGCUCAGGAGGACAUCUCACGGCUGCGGCGCAAGCUGGAGAAGCAGAGGAAGGUGGAGGUUUACGCAGAUGCGGAUGAAAUCCUCCAGGAGGAGAUCAAGGAGUAUAAGGCGCGGCUGACCUGCCCCUGCUGUAACACUCGCAAGAAGGACGCCGUCCUCACCAAGUGCUUCCACGUGUUCUGCUUCGAGUGCGUGCGUGGCCGCUACGAGGCCCGCCAGAGGAAGUGCCCCAAGUGCAACUCGGCUUUCGGCGCCCACGACUUCCACCGCGUCUACAUCAGCUGAGCCUGUAACUCGGGGACUCUGAUACCCAGGGAUCCUGGGGGCUGUGCCCCCAGCCCUGCCCCACCCCACUUUCAGUGGCCCCCACCCUGUGCUCUGGACUCUGUGGCCCAGCCCCUCCCCACCUAGUUUUUUUUGGGGGGGCCAGUGCUCGUUAAUGGGAGUGAGAUAGCCCAGCUCGGUCCCACCUUUCCCCACAGUCAGGGCUUUGGCCUAGGGGGCACUUGCAUUGCAGGAAAGGUCUGGGAGACAUUGGAGAGGCCCAGAGCAUCCAAUGGAGCUUCCUGGAAGGCUGGCCCCAUCCCUUCUCCAACUGUCUCCACAUGCCUAUCCCAGCCCGAAGGAAAUUCACUGGGCUGUGACCUCAUGAAAGAGGAGGCUUACUGCCUCCUUCCAUACCCACAAGUGAGGACCAGGGUGGGCCAGGUCCCCAGACUGUGGCUCUGAGCUCAGGGAGACUUGCACCCCCUGGUCUGGGCAGGGCUUCCGUCCAGUCCCAUAGAAUUCUGUGGGCUCUUUUGGUCUGGAUCUUGUGCUAAGGACUGAAAGGGAUACCCCCUGGAGGGUGCAGGGGCAAUGUCCUCGGGGAAGCUCUGAUUGCUGUGUCAGCUUGGCCUCAUUUUAGGAGUGCUGAAUUAUCAGUUUCUAGUCAAAUCAGGCCCUUCCCAAUCCCUACUCUCCCACCUGCUUCCCAGGGUUCCAGUGGGUCCCAGCGGACCCCGCUUUCAUCCUGGUGGCCUUAACUGCAGGCAGAACUUCUCAAGAGGGGAGGGGACAGACUAGCCGCUGGGCCAACUUCCGAUCAUUCCAGUAGAAGAGCUUCAUCUAAGCCUGUGAUUGACCUUGUGUACACGAUGCUUCUUCCUGUGCUGCCUGCCCAACCUCAGACCCUGGGCUGUGAAGGCAGCCCGCCGGCCCGGAAGGUGGAACUGCUGACAAGUGCAGGGCCCAUUCGGACCCUGCGCUCGAGAUGUGUAGGCUGUAUGCUAUGAAUAAACGUCCAACCCUCAGUCUGUG
Molecule: messenger RNA, 4183 nt
Organism: Hipposideros armiger (great roundleaf bat)
Lineage: Eukaryota; Metazoa; Chordata; Mammalia; Chiroptera; Hipposideridae
Gene: RNF40
Product: ring finger protein 40
Exons: 20
Coding region: 167-3169 (1000 amino acids)
Cellular component (GO): nucleus; HULC complex
Molecular function (GO): metal ion binding; ubiquitin protein ligase activity
Source: RefSeq, a predicted model, not a curated record